CAUUUUCUCAAAAAUUUCAUAAACUGCCGUGUCAGUCUUUUCUUUCAUCUCUAUUGAUCUGCAGAUUUUAUUUUUUUCAUCUCUCUCGAAUAUAAGGUUGAUAUUUAGUGAUGGCUGACAGUCACGAUAAUGAUAAGAAUAUCGAGAUAUGGAAGAUCAAGAAACUUAUAAAGGCACUCGAAGCUGCUCGAGGCAAUGGUACCAGCAUGAUUUCUCUAAUCAUGCCUCCACGGGAUCAAGUAUCUAGGGUCACUAAGAUGCUUGGAGAUGAGUUUGGAACUGCGUCAAACAUCAAAAGUAGAGUGAAUCGUCAAUCUGUGCUGGGUGCAAUCACAUCUGCUCAGCAGAGACUUAAACUCUACAAUAAGGUUCCACCAAACGGGCUUGUGCUUUAUACCGGAACAAUCAUAACUGAAGAUGGGAAAGAGAAGAAGGUUACAAUUGAUUUUGAGCCCUUCAGGCCCAUUAACGCUUCUCUAUAUCUUUGUGAUAACAAGUUCCAUACAGAAGCCCUGAAUGAACUUCUAGAAUCCGAUGACAAGUUCGGGUUUAUUGUGAUGGAUGGGAAUGGGACACUUUUUGGGACAUUGAGUGGCAAUACCAGGGAGGUCCUUCACAAGUUUAGUGUUGAUCUGCCCAAAAAACAUGGAAGAGGAGGUCAGUCUGCACUGCGUUUUGCUCGUCUUCGGAUGGAGAAACGUCACAACUACGUGAGAAAAACAGCCGAGCUUGCAACCCAAUUUUAUAUUAAUCCUGCUACCAGCCAGCCCAAUGUUUCAGGCUUGAUAUUAGCUGGAUCAGCUGACUUUAAGACGGAGCUUAGCCAGUCUGAUAUGUUUGAUCCUCGUCUUCAGGCAAAGAUUUUAAAUGUGGUCGAUGUUUCGUAUGGAGGGGAGAACGGUUUCAAUCAAGCAAUUGAGCUAUCUGCCGAGGUCUUGGCAAAUGUGAAAUUUAUACAAGAGAAGAAAUUGAUAGGUAAGUAUUUUGAGGAGAUCAGUCAGGACACCGGGAAGUAUGUUUUUGGGGUUGAUGAUACCUUGAAGGUUCUGGAAAUGGGUGCUAUUGAGACCCUAAUUGUGUGGGAAAAUCUAGACAUUAAUAGGUACGUGCUGAAAAAUAACACCUCCGGAGAAACAAUCAUUAAGCACUUGAACAAGGAGCAAGACACUGUCCAAAGUAACUUCCGUGAUCCUGAUACAAAUGCUGAAUUAGAAGUUCAGGAUAAAUUGUCACUACUUGAGUGGUUUGCGAAUGAGUACAGGAAAUUUGGUUGUAGUUUGGAGUUUGUUACCAAUAAAUCACAGGAAGGAUCUCAGUUUUGCCGUGGUUUUGGUGGCAUUGGAGGAAUUCUCCGUUACCAGCUUGAUGUUAGAGCUUUUGAUGAACUUUCUGAUGAUGGUGAAGUUUACGAAGAUUCUGAAUAGCAAUUAAGUAACUUCACAAAUACCAGUGCAGGAGUGGAGCAGGAAGCCUGUACUGGUGUGCGAGGGCUCUCGCCUUACUCAGCUGCUCCUGUGCUUAACAAAAAAUUACUCGGAGAUCUUCAGAUUGAUGACCUGCAUGAAGUAAAGUAUCCAGUAAUUUCUUCGAGCUUGUCUGUGCUUUAUGAAGAUCACUUCUAUUUCAUAAAUUCUGUUCCCAGAGUCGAGCAGGAAGGUUGCGUUGGUGAGCGAGGGCUCGCCCCUGAUUUGGCCACUCAUGUGGUUAGCAAUAAAUCACUGAAAACUCUUCAUCAGGUCAGUUUGCAGAGACAGAGUCUUUUCAUUGAAUGUAAAGUUGCAAUUGACUUGGCACUUAGCGAUGGAUGAUGACCUGCGUGAAGAAAUGAAAUUGCUAGUAAUUUCUUUGCAUUUGUCUAAGGUAUCAGAUUGUCUGAAGUAGCGCGGCUGCAGUGUAGCAGCUAUGCAAGAACUUAAUCUGCAUUUCGUUGUAGUUGACAGGGAGCAGAGAGCUAUACGUAUGCUAUGCUCUCCGCGGAGGGUGAAAUGCCAGAGUUACAAUCAUAUUAUCUACUACCAAGUUAGUACCCUAAGUACUAUUAGUAUCAUAUUAUCAGUGUGAUUUUGCUCAAACCAGUACUGUGUAAUGAAAUGACUAUGUAAUGUUGCGGGAUUUAUAUGAUUAGUAUGUCGUGUGAUCGACCUA
Messenger RNA from Solanum lycopersicum (tomato), 2145 nucleotides. RefSeq names its product eukaryotic peptide chain release factor subunit 1-3-like. Gene Ontology annotation, cellular component: cytosol; translation release factor complex. Gene Ontology annotation, molecular function: translation release factor activity, codon specific; sequence-specific mRNA binding. The record is from RefSeq and is a predicted model, not a curated record. NCBI's taxonomy places the organism in Eukaryota, Viridiplantae, Streptophyta, Magnoliopsida, Solanales, Solanaceae. Gene Ontology annotation, biological process: cytoplasmic translational termination.